AAAUAUAUUUUGAAUUUGCCUGAGUCUUGCUAAACUAAGAGUUUGAAACAUCGGUUAAUUAUGUUAAUUCUUGUCUCUAAAUAUAUCAUUUUGUAAGUUAACAAGAUAAUGCAAGGUAACCACUAUAAAUAAUUAAUGCUUGUAAGCAAAUAUCCUUCACCAGAUUUCCAUGCAUGCUUUAUUUGGCUGUGCUUUAUCUUUGUCCUAAAUAGUUGUGCUUCUUCGCCUUGAUCAUGACUCUAACUAACAUUGAUCAUGAGAAGCAAAUAUACUGCUUCAAAGUCUUCUAUGCAUUUCUUGUGGUGCUUUUACUACACAUGAACAAUCCUUGCAUUGGAUGCAGUGAGAGGGAAAUGCAAGCCCUCCUUGCAUUCAAACAAGGCCUCGUGGAUGACGACAAUCGCCUCCUUUCAUGGGGAAGAGAAGUGCAAGACAAAGACUGUUGCCAAUGGGCCGGAGUCUACUGCAGCAACCACACUGGCCAUGUUGUUAAGCUUGAUCUUGAAGACCAAUUUUUGCAAGGUACGAUUAGUCCUAAACUCGUUGAGUUGCAGAAUUUGGAGUAUUUGAACCUUCGUUUCAAUAAUUUCAGUCGGAGACAAAUUCCAGAUUUCAUUGGAUCUUUGAGCAAUUUAAGAUACCUCGAUCUCUCUUAUGCAAAUUUUAGAGGUGAAAUUCCAUAUCAUCUUGAAAACCUGACACACUUGGAAUAUCUCGAUCUCAGCUCGAAUCGAUUUAUUUAUGCAAAAAACCUCAAUUGGCUCUCUAAUCUUUCUUGUCUAAAACAUUUGGACUUCAGUUUUACUGAUCUCGCCGGUGUUGUUGGUUGGCUGGAAGCAGUUAAUAUUCUUCCUAAAUUAAGAAACUUGAUAUUACAGGGGUGUAAUCUUCCUCCUCCAACUAUAUCCUCUGUUUCUGUUAUGAACUCUUCUAAAUCUCUUGUUCGUGUCGAUCUCUUCCGCAACAAUCUUCAAUCUUCAAUCUUCCAAUGGUUGUCCAGUACUCAUACCAACCUUGUUCAUCUUGAUCUCUCUUGGAACAAUUUAAAUGGUUCCUCAAUUCCUGAUUAUUUCGGGAACAUGAGCUCUCUUGCAUAUCUUGCUCUCUCUAGUAGCAGACUUAAAGGAGGGAUCCCAAAUUCGUUUGCCAAGUUAUGUAGGUUGCGAGAGUUGCACCUAGAGGGUAAUAGCCUUAGCGGACAACUUUCAGACAUUAUUGACAUAUUGUCUAAAUGCGCUCAAAACACAUUUGAGUAUUUGGAUAUAUCUGAUAAUCAUGGCAUUAUGGGUUCAGUGCCUGACCUCACGAACUUUUUAUCAUUGAAAUACUUGGUUCUCGGGGGCAAUAAAUUAAGUGGAAGAAUACCUGAAAAUAUUGGACAGAUGUCUAAGUUGGAGGCUAUUGAUUUUGGUGGGAAUUCUUUGGAAGGAGUGAUUUCAGAAAUCCAUUUCUCAAAACUUUUCAAAUUAAAGUAUUUGUCUUUAUCCUCUAACUCUCUAGUUUUAAACUUCCAUUUUGAUUGGGUUCCUCCCUUCCAAUUGGAGUCGAUAAUAUUGAGGUCUUGUAAGAUGGGGCUGUCUUUCCCAAAAUGGCUUCAAACUCAGAAAAGUGUUUUAAUUCUUGAUAUUUCUGAUAAUGGAAUUACUGAUACCAUUCCGAGUUGGAUUUGGGAUUUGUCACAUAAAUUAUUCGUUAUGGAUCUCUCUCAUAAUCAAAUUAGAGGAACAAUUGGAAAUUUGAGAUCGGAGUUUCCACCUAAGCUAAAUGUGAGUUGGAACCAAUUGGAGGGUCCAAUCCCUUCAGCUCUAUCAAAAGUUACUUUUUUAGAUCUCUCCAAUAAUAAAUUUUCAGUGGCAGCAGCUUCUUUUUUGUGCACAACCAAGGAUAGUAGUUUAGCUUUUCUUGAUAUCUCAAGCAACCAUAUAUUCGGAGAACUUCCGGAUUGCUGGAUCCAUUUUAAAAAAUUAGUCUUUCUUGAUUUGAGCAAUAACUCUUUAUCUGAAAAAAUUCCUACCACUAUGGGGUACUUGUUUAGCAUCGAGACACUAAGACUAAAUAACAAUGGAUUUGUGGGAGAGUUGCCUUCACAGUUGAAGAAUUGCAGAAACUUGACACUUUUUAAUCUUGCGGAAAAUAAAUUAUCGGGAUCAAUACCUGAAUGGUUAGGGGCAAGUCUCCCGAAUUUGACUAUCCUUAUCCUUCAAUCUAAUAACUUCUAUGGAAGCAUCCCACCACAAUUAUGCCAUCUCACUCGUAUUCAACUUUUGGAUUUGUCGAUGAACAACAUCUCUGGAACUAUACCCAAAUGUCUCAACAAUUUGACUACUUUGACUCAAAAAGGAAGUUCAAGUCAAACUAUCCAUCAUUCCUUUUUAGGUGAUUAUCUACGAGGAUACUUUUCAGGGUGUUAUGAUGAUGAAGCAUCUUCAACAUGGAAAGGAUUCAGAGCUGAAUUUAAAAGUAAUCUAGGACUCCUAAAGAGUAUUGAUCUUUCAAGCAAUAAGUUGAUUGGGGAGAUUCCUAGUGAAAUCACUUAUCUUCUUGGUUUGAUUUCUUUAAACCUGUCGAGAAACCAAUUAACAGGUCAAAUACCUUCAAGGAUUGGAAAUUUGCAGGAGUUAGAGUCUUUUGAUUUAUCAAGAAACCAGAUAAAUGGCAGAAUUCCAACAAGUCUUUCUUGGAUAGCUCGUCUUGCUAAGUUGGACUUGUCAGAAAACAACUUGUUUGGAAAAAUUCCAAUAGGGACUCAGCUCCAAAGCUUUGACUAUGCUUAUGGUGGAAAUCCUCUGCUUUGUGGAGCACCGCUCCCAAAGACAUGCCCUGAGGAGGAAAAAGGUCCAGGACAACCUGUGUUGGUGAACCAAGUCAGCCAGGAUGGGCUCAUAACGCAAGGAUAUUACAUCAGCAUGGGGCUUGGGUUUGCUGUUGGAUUUUGGGGAGUUUGUGGCACUCUUCUACUCAACAGGUCAUGCAGACACACAUACUUUGAUUUCUUGAACCUUUUGAACGAUUGGCUGCACGUGAAGGCAGUAAUCAUCAGUCAAAAGCGUAGGCAGACACCUUUAAGACGACAUGCUUCCCUUCAAUUGAAGAUGCCUGGGACGAAGGACUGCUCCUAUAUUUGUACUAGCUUUCGAGUAUUUGAGUGAUGAUAAAGGGUCUCUUUGAAAUAUAAACCAUCUUUAGUAUAUAAGUUGUACCAUUAUUUGUAAUUGGAACUUCUACCAUGAACUAUUUGGUAUGUUCUGAUGCACCUCAUGGUUUUUCUCUAAUUCAAGCAAGUAUUUUUUUUUCAAUGUAGACGCUGAAUUGCCUUUUAUAUUGCUCUUACGAAUAAACCAAUGGAAUUUGGGUUCAAUCCCAGAAAUGAA
Messenger RNA from Prunus persica (peach), 3371 nucleotides. RefSeq names its product probable LRR receptor-like serine/threonine-protein kinase At4g36180. Bases 234 to 3149 code for a protein of 971 amino acids. The transcript has 2 exons. Gene Ontology annotation, molecular function: protein binding. The record is from RefSeq and is a predicted model, not a curated record. NCBI's taxonomy places the organism in Eukaryota, Viridiplantae, Streptophyta, Magnoliopsida, Rosales, Rosaceae.